Molecule: messenger RNA, 645 nt
Organism: Bipolaris oryzae ATCC 44560
Lineage: Eukaryota; Fungi; Ascomycota; Dothideomycetes; Pleosporales; Pleosporaceae
Exons: 1
Coding region: 1-645 (214 amino acids)
Source: RefSeq, a predicted model, not a curated record
AUGCUGGAAACAGAGACUGCACACGGCGCACUGGAUGCGAAACAUGAUAACCAAAGUCACACCCAGAAGAGAAAAUCCCAGGAGAUCGAUCGUAACACUACCCAGCUAUUGGAUGUUGAAUUAUCCCGGGUUGCCACAUCAAAGCUAACGCCAUAUGACGAGCAGGGCUACAUCUAUAUCCUUCGCGAUUGGGAAAAUGGUCUUUUCAAGAUCGGAUUUGCCAAAGAUCCUAAAUUACGGAUUAAGCAACACAAUAAGUGUGGUCGAGACCUGAAAACGGUUCAUGUGUCACAUCGCAUUAAGUGGGCAAAGCGGGCCGAGCGGCUAGUUAAGUUGGAUUUGAAGCACUUGUGUAGGCCUUGGUUUUGUUCAUCAUGUCAGCAACGCCAUGGGGAGUAUUUCCAGGUUACCGAGGAGAGAGCAAAAGAGAUAGUAGAGAGAUGGGUAGACUGGAUUAAUAGGUGUCAGCCUUAUGGUGCAGAUGGGAACAUCAAUCCGUUAUGGAAUCAUUUGAUCCAGUUCAGCAGAACACCCAAGCAAGCGAUGCGAAAUUAUGACCAUGAAGCCCGAUGGGCGCACUGGAGUUGGAUGUUAUCCUCGCCUUCUGAAGACGAUUUGAAGGAUUUGGCUCAAUUGGACGGCUGA